Molecule: messenger RNA, 1465 nt
Organism: Mycetomoellerius zeteki
Lineage: Eukaryota; Metazoa; Arthropoda; Insecta; Hymenoptera; Formicidae
Product: 17-beta-hydroxysteroid dehydrogenase 13
Exons: 8
Coding region: 129-1292 (387 amino acids)
Cellular component (GO): lipid droplet
Molecular function (GO): oxidoreductase activity, acting on the CH-OH group of donors, NAD or NADP as acceptor
Source: RefSeq, a predicted model, not a curated record
AUCCGUCAAGUGUUUGACACAGGGCAUAUGUCCUAAAUACGAUGGGAGCGGCAUAACCCAUUAUUUAUCUAAAGCUCUACUACACGUACGUUAACUUGAUAAAGUGACUAAGUUGCAUUAUCGCGAGUAUGCCGCUAACUAUUGAUUUUCCGAAAAUAUCAUACUUAAGACUUCGGGGAGUUUCCACUCAGCAUUUACGCCCUUACCUUAUCAAUACCGCGCACAUGUAUAGUGUAUUCGUGAAAUGCUUAGCUAAGGAGUGCUCGAGACUCCAGGACGGAGAUAAUGUUACCCCGCUGAUUCCAGUUUCUCCAACCGUAAGACAUCCGUGCAAGCAAGUUAAACUAGGAAAUAUUCAGCCACCAGAGAUGCUGCUGCAGAUAUAUUCAUUGUGCAUUUUGACAUUGGAUCUCGUGACACUCGUUAUCGGAGUGUGCUACACAAUCCUAAUCGCUGUCUACAGAAUGUUUAGACCACCACCAUUGAAAAAUCUCAACUAUGAAGUGGCUAUGGUCGUAGGUGCAGGACGUGGGAUAGGCAAGGAACUUGCUCUACAACUGUGUCAAUUUGGUGUCGUGGUUGCUUGUGUAGAUAUUAACGUAGAAACUUGCACUUCUACUGUGCAACGUGCUCAACAGAUACAUGGAAUAUGUAAAAGCUACCAGUGCGACGUGAGAAAUAAGGAUGCAGUUGCUCAAAUUGUGAAUCUUAUUAAGAUCGAAUUAGGAAACAUUACAAUGCUUUUCCAUUGUUGUGGUUUGCCCAGCCCACGUACAUUAAUACAAGAAUCGUCAGAAGUAAGAGACACUAUGGACUUAUCAGUCAUCAGUCAUUUUUGGUUGUUGGAUUCAGUUUUGCCAUGUAUGCGACAAGCUGGUAAAGGCCACGUUACAAUCCUCUCAUCCGUUGCUGGUCUUUCUAAUGGAUCGAGUGGUCGAGGAACCCGGGUUCCCUUAUCUACUGCACAAUUUGCGGUUCAAGGAUUAGCAGAAUCCUUGCAUAUGGAAUUAAGACAUUCAAAUAGCAACAUCGUCGUUUCAUUGGUUCAUGUUUAUCCCUUUAUUGUUGGAACGGAAGUUGCAAAAGACAUACGUUUUAGAAUACCGAGUUACUUUGGUACAAUGCCUGCCACAGAAGCUGCUAGACAAAUUUUAGAUGGUGUUCGUCGAAACUACGCGGAGUUUAGUGUACCAGGAUAUUUGCUUUAUCUCGGGCAUGUACUUAGGAUUCUUCCAAAAAAGGCAUCUUUUAUGUUACGCGAUUUGUUAGACACUGGAGUUGACUUUGCGUAAUACUCGCAAGGCAAUAAUUUUCAAAUAGAUAUGUAUGAUAAAACAAAACUGUUUAAUUUACAACACCUGAGCAGGCAAGAAAGAAAUGCAGACCGAAAUAAUCAUUCACGAGCGUAUUUGUAUGUAAAAUUUAUAUAUAAGAGACACAUUAAAUAUAAAAGGAAAUAUUUUCU